Molecule: messenger RNA, 1197 nt
Organism: Aureococcus anophagefferens
Lineage: Eukaryota; Pelagophyceae; Pelagomonadales; Pelagomonadaceae
Exons: 1
Coding region: 1-1197 (398 amino acids)
Source: RefSeq, a predicted model, not a curated record
AUGGCCUGGCUCUACCACAAGAUCUUCGACACGCACAAGGAGCUCACGCGCGACGCCGCCCUCAAGAAGCUCCCCAAGGUGUCCCUCGAGAAGCUGGUCGAGUCGAAGUCCCUGCGCGCCGGCGACGUGCUCCUCGUGCGGAGCGACGCCGAGGUCCCCGGCAGCGACCUGCACUGCCACCCGCAGGUCUCGCGGGGCGUCGCCGCGUCCUGCCGCGUGCCCUGCAACAAGAAGGUCACGCUCAACGGCUGGACGGAGAUCCACGUCGUUCUGGGAGGCUCCGUCGCGUGCGAGCUCCACGCGCGCCACGUGGGGAAUUUGGACGAGGCGGCGGCGAAGGAGUUCGCGGCGCGGCUCCGGUCGAAGACGAAGCGGAGCCCGCGCGGGUCGUCGUCGAGCCGGCGCCUGGUGCACCACGGCCGCGGCGACGAGCGCGCGGUGCUCUCCGCGGGCGCGGGCGGCCUGUCGCUGCGCGCGCUCCACAGCGCCUGGCAGCACUGGCUCGACGACGAGUCGACGGUUGUGGCCCUGCGGCGGCUCGUGGCGCCGGACGACCGCUACCGCCACUACCUCGAGGAGGCGUUCGACGCCUGCGGAAGCGCGAUGCUCGCGUACUUGGAGUCCGCGGCGGGCGUCGGCACGUCGGGCGUCGUCCUCCUCAGCUGGCAGGAGGCCGUGCGCUGCGACCACGUCGGCGGCGUGGCGUCGCAGGCGCUCAAGGCCGUCGCCGCGGGCUUCGACGCGCCCUUGCCGUACACGAAGACGCCGGCCAAGGAGGCCUUCUUCCGCUACGACGUGAACGACAGGGGCGAGCUCGACGUCGACACGGUCGUCGCCGCGCUCAAGUCCAUCCCCGCCGUGCACCUCAAGUCCGCGGACCUGCGCGGCGACGUCGACCGGUUCUCCGACGAGGACACGCUCGACAUCCUCCAGUUCCAGUCGCUCGUGGACUUCAUCCUGGACCUGCCGCCGGCGCCCCACCUCGACCGCGACGCCUACGGCGCCCUGUCCGCCGGGUUCUGCGUCGGUUUGCUGCGGGCCAUGGCGGCCGUGGAGCCCCUCGACGACGACGACGCGCCCGCGCCCGACACGCUCCCGACGACGGCGUCCUUCGGCGAGGACGACCCGCCGCUGCCGUGGCGCGACGGCUUCGGCCUCGAGCCCCUCAUCCGCGUCGACGUCGCGCCCGCGUCCUAG